UAACUUAGAGCACAGUUUCAAACACCACCCAGCUGCAGAGAUGAAUAACCAAAGAGUAACCUAUGCAGAACUGAAUUUGGCCAAGUCGGCCAAGAGACAGCAAAGGAAACCUAAGGGCACUCAAAGCUCCAUUCCAGUAAGGGAGCAGGAAAUAACCUAUGCAGAAUUAGCUCUUCGAAAUGCUUCCCGGGAUCUUCAAGGGAGGGACAAGAAGGACCACUCCAAAGUUUCACCAUCACCGCCAGAGAGGCUCAUUGCUGGGAUCCUAGGGGUCAUCUGCCUUGUCCUGAUGUCCGCUGUGAUAAGGAUAACUGUUAUUCCCCCUACUGUAAUACUGGAGAAGAAUAAUUAUUCCCAAACAACAAGGAACCAGAAAGCAUAUCAUUGUGAACUUUGUCCACUGGAGUGGUUUACAUAUUCCAACAAUUGUUAUUACAUUAGCACUGAAAAUAAAACAUGGAAUGGUAGUUUGUUGGCCUGUGCUUCUAAGAACUCUAAUCUGCUUUACAUAGAUAAUGAAGAAGAAAUGGUAAGAUGUUAAACGUUUCAUAUACUUUAUUAAAGCCUUAUUUCAGUCAAUAGUAUAUUUGUAGAAUUCACAUUUUUAUAUAUAGUUAUAAAUAUUUAAAGUUUGUAUAAAAUUCCACUGUUUGAUUUUAUAAUCUAUACUAAUAAGAGGGUAAUAUGCUAAUUAGACCGGAUAGACCAAACAUCUUCCAGACAUCAUUCCAGAAGUCCUUCUUGAAAAAGCCUGGGCCCAGACAAAGCUGCCAGGGUCCUGGGUGACUGCGGCCAGCCAGAGGGAGGGAAGCCCAGAUCCCAGUUGCCUGCAGCCAGCCAGAAGAGGGAAGCCUGGGUCCCA
Myotis myotis is the source of this 862-nucleotide messenger RNA. Its product is annotated as NKG2-A/NKG2-B type II integral membrane protein-like. The transcript has 4 exons. The coding region runs from base 41 to 541 and encodes 166 amino acids. The record is from RefSeq and is a predicted model, not a curated record. NCBI's taxonomy places the organism in Eukaryota, Metazoa, Chordata, Mammalia, Chiroptera, Vespertilionidae. Gene Ontology annotation, biological process: positive regulation of natural killer cell mediated cytotoxicity; stimulatory C-type lectin receptor signaling pathway.